Messenger RNA from Epinephelus moara (kelp grouper), 2734 nucleotides. RefSeq names its product matrix metallopeptidase 23bb (gene mmp23bb). The coding region runs from base 428 to 1528 and encodes 366 amino acids. The transcript has 8 exons. Gene Ontology annotation, cellular component: extracellular matrix. Gene Ontology annotation, biological process: proteolysis; extracellular matrix organization; collagen catabolic process. NCBI's taxonomy places the organism in Eukaryota, Metazoa, Chordata, Actinopteri, Perciformes, Serranidae. Gene Ontology annotation, molecular function: zinc ion binding; metalloendopeptidase activity. The record is from RefSeq and is a predicted model, not a curated record.
GCAGUGAGCGCACUGUCCGGGAACUUCCCUCAGUUUGAUCCCGAGGACAGCAGAACGGACCGGGUCCGGAGCCAGUCCUCAGUCCUCAGAUCUUGUCCUCUGGUCCGGACUCAGUCCACAGAGACAGGACACAGACACGGGACAACAGGAGGAACACUCUGUGUGCGGCUCGGCUCAGGACGCGCUGCGGCUUUACGCGUCUCCGGGUCGGGCUCUCCGGGUCGCCUUCUCCGGGUCGGGUCUCCUGAAGCCACGAGGAUCUGAAGGACUGAAAUCACCGCGUGGAUCUUUGUUUUCUUUGGACACGCGCUUCUUCCAAGGAUACGCGCACAGAGUGUCUGGCUGAUUGAUUGAUAGAUUGAUUGUUUGUUUGAUUGAUUGAUUGAUUGGUGGGCGGGUCAUGUGUCGGACUGUGUAGAGCGUCAUCAUGGAGCCUCCUCUGCUGCUGCUGCUCCUGCUGAUGAUGAUGAUGAUGAAGGUGAGCGGAGCUGCUGUCUGGCCGCAGACGUCUGUCAGCAGCAGAGAGACAGAAACAUUUAAAGGAACAAGGAACAGACGCUACGCCAUUAACCCUGUGGGACACAAGUGGACCCACCACAACCUCACAUACAGGAUCAUAAAGUUCCCUAACACUCUGAACGUAGAGGACACCAGGAAGGCCAUCAGCAUCGCCUUCACCAAGUGGAGCGACGUGUCUCCGCUCACUUUCACCGAGGUUAUCGAUGGAAAUGCCACCUCUGACAUCACUGCUGACAUCACCAUCGGUUUCUACACCUUUAACCACACUGACUGCUGGUGGUCUCCUCUACACCCGUGUUUCGACGGUCUGAACGGUGAGCUGGCCCACGCCUUCCUGCCACCACGAGGAGAAAUCCACUUUGACAACCAUGAGUUCUGGAUCCUCGGCAAGUCCAGGUUCAGCUGGAAGCAAGGUGUGUGGCUGAAUGACCUGGUGCAGGUGGCGGCUCAUGAGAUCGGUCACGCUCUCGGCCUGUGGCACUCCAGAGACCCUCAGGCUCUGAUGCAUCCCAACGCCACGUACACCGGCCAGAGGAACAUCGCCCAGGACGAUGUGUGGGGCAUCCAGAGACUCUACGGGUGCCUGGAUAAGAAGCGAGUGUGCGACCCGUGGGCUCGUCUGGGCUUCUGUGAGCGCAGGAAGACGUUUAUGAAGAAGAACUGUCCUCAGCGCUGUGACCUGUGUUACGAGCCUCUGGAGGCGGUAACCACGCCAACGCCACCGCCAGCCAACGUCAAGAUCAAGAUGGUUCCCCGGGGGAAGGUGGUGGGUUUUCGCUGUGGAACCAAAAACCCUCGGUCACCACCCAAAGUCAGCUGGUACAAAGACGGCGAGCAGAUCCUGUCCUCCAUCCCAGGCUACAUCGUCAUGAAGGACCGAGACCUCCGCAUCGUAGCCAAUGAGUUCAAUGAGGGUGUUUACACCUGCCGCAUUCAUCGACGGGGAGACAUUGUGUCCGCCAACUCCUGGGCAAUCCGACUGAAACCAGAGCAGCCGUCCAACAGCUGAGGACAUGGACGGGACGGACGACAAAAAGAUGACAGGAAGUGCUGAUUUUAAUUUUAUGUAAAACGACAGAACUCAACAACCGUGAGUACGUUUGGAUUGUUUCUGAUUUCAGAGGACGAAGUUUGGACCUUUUUUAUGUCUGACUGAGUUUCAGAAGCUCUGGGACCAGACAGGACACUCAUGGCACCUCAUUGUCCUCCUAAUCCUCCAGAACCUCAUUUACCUGUAGAAAGUCAUGUCCUUUAAUCUUCCUGUAAGACGUCAAGAACUUGGGAAGUCCCAGAUCAGCUCAUGAGGACGUCAUGUCCUCUUAAACAUCUCAUCAGGACAUUGUGUUCUCAUAAACAUCUUGUCACGACAUAGUGUCCUUGCAACCCUUUUGAAAUCCUGUCAUGUCCCUGUAAUCCUGUAUAAAGUUUGGUACCUGUAAUCCACUUGACAUGACGUUUUGUACCUGUCAUUUCUUCAUAUGAUGUCACGUCUCUGGAACCGUCCGUGCAUGAUGUGACAUCCUCAUAAUCCUCCCAGCAGGACAUCAUGUUGUUGUUAUCGUCCUGACAGAACAUUGGUCCUCAUAAUCCUGUAGAAUUUCACAAACCUGUAAUCUUACGUAGCGAUGUAAUGUCCCUAUAAUUCACAGUGACCUCUGUGUUCAGUGUUUUUUUCAUGUUCAGGUUUGUUGUCUAACGAGCGUGUGAACUAUUAUCUGCGUCACAUUUAUGACAGAAUAUUUAACGAGGAGUUAAAGGUGAACACAGUUUAACCGUUAAUUUCUGUUGGUGACGAACUCACAGUCCACAUUUCCGACGUUUAUAAACCAUCAAACAAACAAAACAUCUGAGUUUAUUUAUUCUAACAAACCUUAAUUACAGUCGCUUAACAAGCUUGAUGUGUCGCCGUCAAGGUGAUGUCACCCUGCUGUGUUUCAAACUUUUAAAGAUCAAACACAGAGACAUGUUUAUCUGAGCCAAUCAGAUGCUUUGUAACAUCUGGUGGUCAGAAUGCAGAGCUGUGAUUGGUUGUUUGUUUCAGCUUCCUGUUUCCUCCUCAACUUAUAAAACCUGUCUUUAGUUAAUGUGUGCUCAUGAUAAACAACAAAGAAAACAACAUAUAAACAAACAAACUGAACAUGUUAGUGAUUUUACCCAGAAUGCACCGCUGUAUCUCUUCUUCAUACUAAAACAAAUAAAACCUGUCGUCUGUUUU